CACUUUCGUACUGUUUUUUGACACGCCUUCUCGAUAAUCGUUUAAUUUUUAAUUAAAUUGUGUGUGAUUUUGUGUGUUAUUCAUCAUUAUUUGACACCAUGACGGACACCUACGGAACCCUGCCAACUGGGGGCAUAACCCUCAAAUGGGACCCCAAGAACCUGGAGAUCCGCACCACGUCGGUGGAGCGGACCCUGGAGCCCCUAGUGCUCCAGGUCACCACGCUCGUGAAUAGCAAGGACAAGCAGGCUAAGAAGAAGAGACCCGGCAAGUCCAAGCGCGCGAGCGCUCUAGUGGCCACCGUGGAGCGAGCCACCGAGAUCUUCAUAGAGCGGGGGCAGACAAUCGCCUACGAGAACCCUGAGAUCACCAGGGAGAUGCUGGCUGCCGUAGAAGAAGUCAGGAAGGCUGGUGCGGCCAUGAGUCUAGCAGCGCGCGAGUUCUCCGAGGAGCCCUGCGCCUCAGCGGUCCGCUCCUCCAUGGUGCGCGCUGCCCGCAACCUGCUGUCAGCCGUGACCCGUCUCCUGAUCCUGGCCGAUUGUGUGGACGUGCAUCAGCUGCUGUCCCGCCACCGGGCCGUGGAAACCGAUCUUGACAAGCUGAAGUCGGCCUCCUCGCAAUCGGAGCUGGUGGAGUGCUCGCGGCAGCUGGGCCGCUCGGCCGCCGAGCUGGCCGCGGCCGCCGCGCGGCGCCAGCACGAGCUGAAGGAGCCGCGCAUGAAGGACGAGCUGGCCGCCGCCCGCGCCGUGCUCAAGAAGCACUCCACCAUGCUGUUGACGGCUUCCAAGGUGUACGUCCGCCACCCGGAGCUGGCGGCGGCCAAGGCCAACCGCGACUACGUGCUGCGCGCCGUGUGCUCCGCUGUCGACACUAUAGCCUGCGUGGCCCAAGGCAGAGCCCUGCCCAACACCACGCCUGCUGGAGGCAACGCCCGCCCACCAGUCGAAGGCCCCGGCGAGCUCGCCCAAGCCCUGGACGACUUCGACGAGCGCAUGGUCAUGGAGCCCCUUGCGUACUCCGAGCUGCGGACCAGACCCUCGCUGGAGGAGCGGCUCGAGUCCAUCAUCUCCGGAGCGGCGCUCAUGGCGGACAGCUCCUGCACCAGGGACGAGCGACGCGAGCGCAUCGUGGCGGAGUGCAACGCGGUCCGGCAGGCGCUGCAGGAUCUACUGCACGAGUACAUGACCAACGCCGGAAAGCCAGAGCAGUCUUCAGGCCUCGAGCGCGCCAUUGAAAACAUGUGCCGCAAGACCCGCGAUCUACGUCGGCAGCUGCGCAAGGCCGUCGUCGACCACGUGUCCGACAGUUUUCUGGAGAGCAACGUGCCCCUCCUGGUGCUGAUGGAGGCCGCCCGCAACGGCCACGAGAAGGAGGUCGAGGAAUACGCCAUCGUCUUCACUGAACACGCCAACAAACUGGUCGAGGUGGCUAAUCUUGUGUGCUCGAUGUCGAAUAAUGAAGAUGGCGUCAAGAUGGUGCGCCAUGCCGCUGGUCAGAUCGAGGCGCUUUGCCCGCAGGUAAUCAACGCAGCCCGCGUGCUCGGCGCCCGGCCACGCUCCCGCGUCGCUCAAGAGAACGCCACCGCCUUUGCGCGCGCCUGGGAGCAGGCGGUGAAGCUGCUCACCGAGGCCGUCGACGAUAUCACUACCAUCGACGACUUCCUCGCCGUCAGCGAGAACCAUAUCCUGGAGGACGUGAAUAAAUGUGUGGUGGCGCUGCAGGAGGGGGACCCGGACUCGCUCGAGCGCACCGCCGGCGCUAUUCGCGGCCGCGCCGCCAGGGUGUGCUCCGUGGUGACCCAAGAGAUGGACAACUACGAGCCGUGCAUCUACACCAAGCGCGUGCUAGAGGCCGUCACCGUGCUCAGAGACCAAGUGAUGUCGAAGUUUGCGGUGCGCGUGGACGCGGCGGUGUCGGCGCUGGGCGGCGGCGCGGGGCUCGACGAGAACGAGUUCAUCGACGCGUCGCGGCUCGUGUACGACGGCGUGCGCGAGAUACGCCGCGCCGUGCUCAUGAACCGGGAGGAGGAGGAUCUAGACCCUGAGGAUGUGGAGCUAGAUGAGCACUACACUCUGGAGACUAGGAGCAAAUCGAGCGCGCACACCGGCGAACACGGUGUGGACGAGUACCCUGACAUCAGCGGCAUUACCAACGCCCGGGAAGCGAUGCGCAAGAUGACAGAAGAGGACAAGCGCAAGAUCCUGCAGCAGGUUGAGCUGUUCCGGCGCGAGAAGAUGACGUUCGACAACGAGGUCGGCAAGUGGGACGACGCGGGCAACGACAUCAUCACGCUCGCCAAGCACAUGUGCAUGAUCAUGCUCGAGAUGACAGACUUCACCAGAGGCCGCGGUCCUCUGAAGACCACGAUGGACGUAAUCAACGCCGCCAAGAAGAUCUCCGAGGCCGGCACCAAGCUGGAUAAACUGACGAGGGAGAUCGCCGAACAGUGCCCAGAAUCUUCGACCAAGCAAGACUUGCUCGCAUACCUGCAGCGCAUCGCUCUCUACUGCCACCAGAUACAGAUCACGAGCAAAGUGAAGGCCGACGUCCAGAACAUCUCUGGGGAGCUGAUCGUCAGCGGGGCCGACGUCCAGAACAUCUCUGGAGAGCUGAUCGUCAGCGGGCUGGACAGCGCGACGUCGCUCAUCCAAGCGGCCAAGAACCUGAUGAACGCCGUGGUGCUGACCGUGAAGGCGUCCUACGUGGCCUCGACCAAGUACACCAGGCAGGGAACCAUUGCUUCCCCGAUAGUGGUGUGGCGCAUGAAGGCGCCGGAGAAGAAGCCCCUGGUGCGGCCGGAGAAGCCCGAGGAGGUGCGCGCCAAGGUGCGCCGCGGCUCGCAGAAGAAGCAGCCCAGCCCCGUGCACGCGCUCGCCGAGUUCCAGUCGCCCGCCGAGAGCGUCUAGUGUGGAGAGGCUGAUUACCAGCACGCGUCAGCAUCACGAAGUAGAAAAUUAUAAGCAUUUGUUCAACAUUAAGCUCAUAUUUAUAUUCCAAAAGUGUGAUUUUCUUUUAAUGUAUUGGAAAGAUAUUUUUUUAUAAUUUUUAUUCAAAUUAUUUAAUCUUAUUUCGAUGAGAAAUAUGUAAUCACAUACUCUAUUAGUUUUAUAUAUGUUGUUUAUUAAGGCCACAUAUAACCAUUGCGAGUUAUACGACUUGCUACUUUAAAUGAUAUAAUGGAUAACAAGAUUUACAAGCAUCACAUAUGCAGCUCAAUCUGAAAAUAUAGAAAACGGUACUAAUUUUAACAGUAUUAUUUGACAAUAAUAUGACUUAUUUAGUAUUCAUACUUACUUUUACACGUACGUACGUUUACGUACUUUUUAUACGUACUUUUUUGUCUUUUGCUUCGGCUAUCUGUGCCCGAAUCAUUUAAAAUAAAAAUAAUAAUACAGCAAAAAACCAGGAGUAUUUUAACAUUAGGUUAAAAGGUUAAAAUUAAAGUAUGUAACCCAAUUAAUUUUGUAUUAAGCAAAGGCGUCUACUAACGAUACCACAAUGAGGAAAAUAAAUAUUACCUCGGACGAAACACGAACCCGCGACUGCGGUAUAAAAGCUCGCUCUACCAACUAAGCUAUCGAGACUCACCCAAAGCACAGUACUUUUGUAAGUAACUUUUACAUUUUUUUACCUACAUUUUCAUAUACAUUUGGUUAUAUAUUUCUCAUCCUUUAGUUUUAAGUAUGAUUUGCGUUUUAUUGUAACUGAUACAAGGAAGCCAUCGAUGAUUGUGUGACGCCUAACGUACAAUAAGGCAGCCAAAUUAUAGGUCAGGUAGAAUUUUGUAUCCCCUAGGUUAAUGUGACGUUUCCAAGCAAAAGGUACCAGUUUGGCGCUUACCAUGAGGGCGAAAUUUGAUUGUGUAUACGAAUAACUUGUCAGAGCGUCCUUAUGGCAAGCGACAAUGUGGUACCUUUUACUUGAGAACGACACAAAUUAUACUUUACACCGUUACAACAAUAGCUAUAAAGUGAAAAAGGAAACAAUUCGAGACAUUUCUUUUUUUUUUCAAAGAUAAUUUGAUCAUCCUACUAAUAUGCUAAUUAGAUGACCCGUUACGGAAAGGAUAUUUGCCAUAAAAAAAUGUAUGUUGAUUUGUUUUAAACACCACAAAACAGGGGUUUUAAGAGUGACCCAGGAGACCGUAACCAUGGCAACGGGUGACAAGAAAAAUCUGAUUCACCAAAAGUUAUUUACGAUUAAAAAACAAUGAAAACCCUGAAAACGGGACAGUAUUUAUUGAAAUUUCCGCACAAUAGUGACCCGUUUCGACUGAUUUAACGCGUAGUUUGUUUUAACGGUGUAAAGUUUGUAGCAUACUUAAUAUAACUAUGAAUUAACGAAUGUAACGAAAAGUAUUAAAAUUUAUAUUAAGGUUAAGAAAGAGCUGUUCGUUUAAUUGUUAUGACAAUUUAUUUAUAUUUUAUGGUAAGGUUACUUAAGCUUACUAAAGUUUUGUUUGAUUUUUCUUUUAAUUUCAAAUGUAUUAUUUCAACUAUUUCAAACAUUAGAACACUAAACACUUUCGCUGCGGCAAUUUGUUAAACUCCGUUAAUACUGCAUAGGACAGAAUCGACUCGUCGCAGCGAACGUGUUAACCUAGGCUUUCUCAGCUUAGUAGUCUGUGCCCUAAAGUAUUUUUUUGUAACCAUGGUAACUCUAGGUUUAACCGGUUAACCCCGGGUUACUGGAAUGGUGCAAGUGGCCCUUAGUUUAACAAAACUUCCAAAGCCCGAUUUGAAUAAAAGUUUUUUAUAACGAAACCGAAAUUUUAGAAGAAAAAAAGCGUCAAAUACGUGACAUAGAAUUAAAAAGUUAACCGAUAUGUUUAGUAAUCCAUUGCAUUAAAAACUUACAUUGACAGCUGAUAUAGAUGGCGUUAUACGACUCCGUACAUAAUGCGGCAGCUGGCUUCUAAAGUUGACUGGUGACAAUCCAGUGACACAAAGUCCACAAAACAUGACGCAGUACAGCGCCAUCUAUUUCAGCUGGCAAACUGAGGGCACGAUAUUUUCAUAGACUCUAAAUCAAUAUGUUGAUGGAAAGGGACAGAAUAUAUAUCUGUAUCUUCUGACGCAUUUAUUUUUUAUAUUUCAUGAGAUUUUUAUUGACAAUACUCUAAUAAUAAUGCUACAUAUUUAAGUAGUGAUAUAAUCAUUAUUUUGUUUAAUUUUAAGAGCAGCUCUCAAAUUUCACUAUCAGAACUUAGAUAUAUGUAUUUAUUAAGAUAUACAUAGCAAUACUUUAUAUCGAUAGUUUACUUCAUGCAACCGUUUAUUUAAUAUGUUUAGAAGUACAUUUUUAACCUUUUUUUAAAGAAAUACAUAGGGGUAUGUAGUUAAAAUCAGUACUUACCGGGAGAUGAAAUAAUGAAAUGUAUAUUUUUAUUUUACUUAAAUAUGCAGGCUUCUAAGCAUGACGAUGACUGGCUGGAGAACCUUAAGCGGAAAAGUCUUCGUCGUGCUCUACCACCUCCUGCGGACUCGCGUUUUGUGUGCGAUCGAUGUGGCAAGAAAUGCCGCGCUGCUAUAGGACUUUAUAGCCAUCAACGGCGAUGCGGGACCCAGUGGCGGAUUUGCAGUCUUUGCCGCCCUAGGCCCCAAGCCUUGUAGCCGCCCCUUUCUCAGCAUCAGCACCCAUCAUAUUGACUACAUUUACGAGUAGAUCAGGCAACGGAAAGAUAUAUUAUAGAGGGAAAUGCUUGGGACACAUUUUUUACUUAGUAACUUUUUUGGACUCGUUAGGAGGUGAACAUAUCAAAAGUUGGGGGGUUUGGUUUGAAGGUCACAUUUUUCGGUUUUUCGCUUAUUAUAUCUUAGAAACUAUACGUCCUUGUGACAUGAUCAUAGGAACAUAGGUUUUAUGAAAAAAAUAAGCAAAUAUUUAUUCAUUUUAAGUGACAGUUUUACCAAUAACAUUGACUUUCAUGUACCUACAAAAACAUUAAAAACUAUUUUCUUGAAUAACUGCUAAACUAUUUAUCCUAAAAUUGUAAAAAAACUGAGAUUCUUACAAUGAGCUCUUUAAUUUGAUAUGUAACACGAUAUAGUUUGAAAAACUUUAUUUUUAAAUUUUCUCAUUUACCCCCCAAAAUAUGGAGGCCAUAUUUAAAAUUCAUUUUCAUCACACUCGCUCAGUAAAUGUGGAAUUGCACGUAGGCGUAGCGGGAGUUAUAGAAAAUUCGUUUUCCCUAGGGAGUUAUGAAGUUUCUAGUGCCAUAAUUAACAGUUUUUUGUCUUUAAACUUAUUUUUUGUAUCGCAAGUGUGAGGAAAAACAUUGUGUAUAUCUCGGGGCGUAAUAAUAUUGCAAACUCGAGCCUAUAAAUCGCUCCGGCAUGCCGUCGCGAUUUAACUUACUCUCGUUUGCAAUAUUCAACUUACACACACCCAUGAAUAUAUUAUAAUAAACCCACCCAUGUUGCACAAUGUACUAUUAUUUACGUUACACGUCCAUCUUUGGGUCACAAACUUACAUAUGUGUGCCAAAUUUCAACUUAAUUGGUCCGGCAGUUUCGGAGACCUCUCUCUUCCCCUGGCUCAAGGGCUACGGCCGGGGACUUUUGAUAUGUUCACCUCCUAGAUAGUUCAAAUAAAAAUAGGUACAAAAAUAGGUACAAAGUCAAAAAUUGUGUUGCAAGCAUUUCCCUCUAUAGGUACUUUUUUGAGAAUUUGUUGCCUGGUCUAAUUUUGAGUUAUUUUUUGUUAUCAUCAGCGAAUUUUUUGUCACAAUUUGCCGCCCCUAAUAUCUUGCCGCCCUAGGCCCGGGCCUACUGUGCCUUAUGGGAAAUCCGCCACUGGCGGGACCCCAUAAACACACAAGCGCCGCAACAAACAUCUACAACAGAUGUGGCCAAUGAUGAUGACUUAAAUCAGGCGCGGAUCCACCGUUGUGGGCACGGUGGGCAUGCCCACAACCCUAAUAGGGUGCCCUAUUGAUUCCCCGGGUAGAAUUACGCCGAUUUUUGUAUCGCUUUGACUAUCGACUGAAGGUUGCUUGAUGAAAAGAUUACUCUACCAAAUGAAAUUCUUCUAAUGAUUGGUCUGCUAAUUUACACAGAAGCGAACUGAAUGAUAUGUGAAUCAAGAGUCUACCAAAAGUUAGUCGACCAAAAGUUACAUCUACGAAUAAUUGACUCUACGAAACCAUUUUUGGCGAAACGUUAAGGGGCUCCCCCACGCCAAUGACCUUCGAUCUGAAUCCCUUAGUUUUCUAAUGUUUUUUGUAGCUUAUCAUAUUAACAGCAACGGCUUUAAGCAAUAUAGUAUCCCAUAUUUACUUUAAAGUUCAUUGUUUUCGAGAUAUUUGGCAUCAAAGUUGAACAAUUUUAGACUAAAAAACUGGUUUUAUGGCCAUAACUUUUGUGUUAAUUAAUUUAAAAUUAAAACCUUGGACACGAUUUUCGAGACUUCAAAGACGAACCCAAAUAUGUAGAUUUCGUACAUGUAAGAUCCUUCACUGCAAACUAGAUACGAAAAAAGUGUUUUUUUAGACAACGUUUAAAAAAUUCAUAAAAAAAUAAAUAUUAUUUUUUUUCGAAAUCCGGUGGACAAAACCGGAGAUAAAAGAUUGAAGAGCCGAUAGCCGUUUGUCUUAUAAUUCUAUCUGUAGUGCAAAAAAAGGAGAUACGAUUCAAAACUUGU
Molecule: messenger RNA, 7641 nt
Organism: Cydia fagiglandana
Lineage: Eukaryota; Metazoa; Arthropoda; Insecta; Lepidoptera; Tortricidae
Gene: alpha-Cat
Product: catenin alpha
Exons: 24
Coding region: 99-2906 (935 amino acids)
Biological process (GO): cell-cell adhesion; cell migration
Cellular component (GO): catenin complex; adherens junction
Molecular function (GO): actin filament binding; beta-catenin binding; cadherin binding
Source: RefSeq, a predicted model, not a curated record